AUGCGAUCCUUCGUUGCCGUUGCCUGCUUCUUGGCUGCUUUCGCUGCUGCCACCCCGGUUGACCUGCAAGCCCGCCAGGUGUCUUCCAGCAGCGUCCAAUCUGCUUCAGGCCACGAUGCCUCCCACCAGAGCUCGACCAGCAGCAGCCCAUUCGGAUACUCCCACCAGCAAUCCGACAGCGAGCACUCCUACAGCCAAUACAGCUCGGUGACCAACUCCAUGGCCCCCGUCUUCGGCACCAUCGGCCAGAUCCAGAACUUGAUGUCCCAGGGCAGCUUUUCCGAGUCCUCUGCUAUGAGCUACAUGUCCCGCCUCGCCCAGCAACUCCAGCCUGCCUUCGACGGCAUCCGCGGAUGCGGCUGUCUCCAAGACGUCAGUCUCAUCUCAUCUCUCUCCGAAGCAUCAGCUCUAUCGCUGACUGUUCUCUUCAUCCAUCUGUUACCCUAGCCCACCGUUGUAGUCCUCCUACAA
Puccinia graminis f. sp. tritici CRL 75-36-700-3 is the source of this 471-nucleotide messenger RNA. RefSeq lists its product as uncharacterized. The coding region runs from base 1 to 447 and encodes 148 amino acids. The record is from RefSeq and is a predicted model, not a curated record. The transcript is spliced from 3 exons. Lineage: Eukaryota; Fungi; Basidiomycota; Pucciniomycetes; Pucciniales; Pucciniaceae.